Messenger RNA from Varanus komodoensis (Komodo dragon), 5008 nucleotides. RefSeq names its product cholesterol transporter ABCA5-like. Gene Ontology annotation, molecular function: ATP binding; lipid carrier activity; ATP hydrolysis activity. Gene Ontology annotation, biological process: transmembrane transport; lipid transport. The transcript has 39 exons. Gene Ontology annotation, cellular component: membrane; intracellular membrane-bounded organelle. The record is from RefSeq and is a predicted model, not a curated record. NCBI's taxonomy places the organism in Eukaryota, Metazoa, Chordata, Lepidosauria, Squamata, Varanidae.
AUGUCUACAGAUGUUGCCAGACAAGUAGGUGUGUGGCGGCAAACUAGAGCUCUUUUAUACAAGAACUACUUGGUGAAAUGGAGGACCAAAAAGACUAGCAUGCAGGAAGUUCUGAUUCCACUUUCUUUGCUAAGUUUGCUAACAAUAAUAAGUGUGAUACAGCCAAAUAAAAGACAAGAUGAGGUGCCUGAUUCUGUUCUUCAUUCUGAGAAUCGCUCCAGCAUCUCAGAGUUUAUUAUUGGCUACACACCAGUAAAUAAUGAGACAAGAAGAAUCAUGCACAAUGCAUUUUCCGAAUCCUGCAUGGAAGGAAAAGAUGCAAGAGAAUUUGUGAGUGAGAAAGAAAUGGAAGACGCUCGUAAUCUUCAUAGCUCAGAAAAAUUUGUAGGUAUAAUUUUCAAAGAUUCCAUGACCUACCAUCUCAGAGUUCCUCCCAAACUGGUUCCAGUAUCUUCAAUCCAUGUGGAAUCAAAAACCCGUUGUUUAAGCUCUGCCCAGAUGUGUGAAGCGACUGUGUAUUGGCACAGUGGAUUUUCAGCACUGCAGAUUUGCCUGGAUGCAGGAAUUAUACAGUCAAGGACUAACCAUUCCAUUUUGGGAGAGUUGGAAUCAACGAAAGCCGUCAUGAUGGGAAGGUCUGCUACUGUAGAAAUAGAUUACUUUUUUCGUGCAGUGAUUUUAAUUUACCUGGUGAUUGCCUUUUCCCCUUUUGGCUAUUACUUGACAAUCCAUAUCGUGACGGAGAAAGAGAAGAAGAUGAAAGAAUUUCUAAUCAUAAUGGGACUUCAAGACAUGGCUUUUUGGCUAUCUUGGGUCCUACUGUACACCAGUCUGAUAUUUGUCAUGUCCCUUCUCAUGUCAAUCACUGCAACAUCUUCUUCGCUUUUCCCCAAAAGUAGCAGCUUUGUGAUAUUUCUCCUUUUUUUCCUAUAUGGAGUAUCCUCCGUUUCGUUUGCAUUUAUGUUAACUUCCAUUUUUAAGAAGUCAGCACAUGCUGGCUCAGCACAGUACUUCACAACCGUGGCCUUUGGUGCUGUGGGUCUGGCCAUUGUCCUGUUGGAAGAUUUUCCAAGGUCCUUUGUGUGGUCAUUAAGCCCUUUGUGUGAGUGCACAUUUUUAGUUGGCAUUGCACAGGUCAUGCAUCUGGAAGAUUAUGAAGAAGGAGCUGUUUUCUCAAAUUUAACUUAUGGCCCUUAUCCACUAGUUAUUACUCUUAUACUAUUGACCCUUGAUAGCAUGCUUUAUCUACUCCUGGGGGUUUAUUUGGAUCAGGUGAUUCCAGGGGAAUAUGGAUUGCGGCGAGAUUUUUUCUUCUUUCUGAAGCCCUCAUUUUGGAUAAAACGAACAAGAAAUUAUGAAGAGUUGUAUGAGAGUGGCAUUAGUGGGGGCUUGGAAUUCAAUGAGAUAAUUGAGCCUGUAUCUCCUGAAUUUCAAGGAAAAGAAGUUAUCAGAAUCAGCUGUGUCCAUAAAUCUUUUGAUAAAAAGGGUGAAACAGUGGAGGCUCUGAAAAGUUUAUCCUUUGACAUAUAUGAAGGUCAGAUCACGGCAUUACUUGGACACAGCGGAACAGGGAAAACAACAUUAAUGAGCAUCCUUUGUGGACUGUGCCCACCUUCUGAUGGCUUUGCAUCAAUAUAUGGAUAUAGAGUUUCUGAAAUAGAUGAAAUGCUAGAUAUAAGAAAGAUUUUAGGAGUUUGCCAGCAAUUAGAUAUAUAUUUUGAUGUAUUAACAGUGCAAGAGAAUCUCUCAGUAAUUGCCUCAAUUAAAGGUAUACCUCCCAAUGAUAUGGUGCAAGAGAUUGAGAAAGUUUUACAAGAUUUGGAUAUGCAACUCAUUAAGGACAACCAGGCAAAAAAACUAAGUGGAGGGCAGAAAAGAAAGCUGUCUGUUGCAUUUGCAGUUCUUGGAGAUCCAAAGGUAUUACUCUUAGAUGAACCAACUGCUGGCAUGGAUCCGUGCUCUCGACAUACCAUAUGGAACCUCCUGAAAAACAGAAAGGCCAAUCAAGUGACGGUGUUCAGUACCCAUUUCAUGGACGAAGCAGAUAUUAUCGCUGAUCGGAAGGCUGUGCUAUCCCGAGGAAUGCUGAAGUGUCUUGGGUCCUCUCUCUUCCUUAAGACAAAAUGGGGAAUUGGCUACCGCCUGAGCCUGCAAAUAGAUAGGUACUGUAACACGGAAGGUACAGCAUCACUGGUCAAACAGCAUAUCCCCAGCGCCAGUUUGUUAAAACAGAAUGAAGAGCAGCUUUUGUAUGCCUUGCCAUUUAAAGACAUGGACAAAUUUUCAGAACUGUUUGCUGAUCUAGACACUCAUUCCUAUUUGGGUGUUAUUUCGUAUGGGGUUUCUAUGACAACCUUGGAGGAUGUGUUCCUCAGGCUCGAAGUUGAGGGAAACAUUGACCAAGCAGAUUUCAGUGUUUUUAAUGCUGAGCAGGGCGAAGAGGAAAUGGAUCGAAAAUCUGUUGAUGAGUUAGAGCAGAGCCUACUCACCUUAUCUGAAACACGGUCUUGCAUAGUGAGCAGCAAGGCCCUGUGGAAAAAGCAGGCCAUUACGAUGGCAAAGGCUCAUUUUCUGAGCUUCAAACGUGACAAAAAAUCCAUGUCAGAGGUGUUCUUGCUAUUCAUAAUAUUUCUUGGAGUUGAGAUGUUUAUGUUUCAUAUGUAUCAGCUAUACUUUAAAAGUGCUUCAGCCCCUGUCAAACUCUCUCCAGACUUAUACUUCCUUAAACCAAAUGAAACUCAUCAUAAGUACAAAACCAGUCUCCUCAUUCAAAACUUCACUGGAUCAGACAUUGAUGACAUCAUCCACUCUCUUAGGAACCACAGUAUACUGACAGAAACAUUCAAUGGCAGCAACUAUCUUUCUGUUGCACCCCACAGUGCGGCGUUAAAUGUAUCUUGUGCAGGCCAGAGCUACAGCUUUACAGUUGCUUUUAACCGUACCAUGGUACAUUCUUUGCCCGUCAUGAUGAAUAUUGUUAGUAACCUCUACCUGCAGAAUUUAAAUGUAACUGGAAAUAUUCUAGUGUGGAGUAGUGCUUUCUUUCAUAACGUUACUGGCAGGGGUUUCAUAAUGGUACUGGUUUUUCAAAGUUUGACAUUAGGAGUUACAAUAACUGGGAUGCCAUCCUAUUUUGCCAUGGAGAAUGCAGAAAAUCACAGGAUGAAAGCCUACACUCAACUUAAGAUCUCAGGUCUUUAUCCAUCUGCUUACUGGUGUGGACAAGCACUAGUUGACAUUCCUUUAUAUUCCAUUAUUCUCUUUCUGAUGACAGGAAUCUUGUUUGUAGUUCAUCAUGAAAUUAAUUUUUCUUCUGCUGAAUUUAUUGCUGUGGUUUUCUGCCUUAUCGGCUAUAUACCUUCUGUAAUCCUGUUCCAUUAUGUUGUUUCUUUCACUUUUAAAACCAUACGAAAUACCAAAGAAUUUUGGUCAUUCAUUUUUUCAACUGUAGCCUUGAUUUGUAUAAUCAUUUCAGAUGUAGCUUUUAGUCAGUGGCCUGCGAUAGCUGUUAUAAUUCACACUUGUUUUUGUAUCUUCAUUCCAAUCUACCCUCUGAUUGGGUGUCUGAUUUCUGUUAUAGAGGUAAGUUUGCAGGGCUGAUACAGAGAAAUAGAAACAAGAAAUCCCAUGAGUACAGAAAGACUGCUGGUUUCUGUAGUUGUGCCUUAUUUGCAGUGUGUAAUUUGGCUCUUCCUUCUACGCUAUCUUGAAAUGAAGUAUGGAGGCAAAUCAAUGAGACAGGACCCAUUUUUCAGAAAUGCGACCUGUUUCCCCAUCCUCAGAACUCCUGUGAAACUCAAGCCCUGGAAAUUUCCAGAAGUGCCGCAUGAUGAGGAUGAGGAUGAAGACGUGAUGGCCGAGAGGCUGCGGGUUAAAGAGAUGACAACCUGCCAGAGCUGUGAGGAGAAACCAGCAAUUUUGAUCAACAGCUUGUAUAAAGUAUACAAUGAAAAGAAAGAUUUUCUUAUCAGAAGAAACAUUAAAAAAGUGGCAACUGAUUAUGUCUCUCUUUGUGUAAAAAAAGGAGAAAUUCUAGGAGUGUUGGGCCCAAAUGGAGCUGGGAAAAGCACAUUGAUCAAUGUUCUGGUGGGAGAUGUUGACCCAACUUCAGGCCAGGUGCUGAUGACAGAUUAUUCUUUAGGUGGCAAUAACGAGGAUAAUUCCCUGAGGUUUAUGGGAUACUGUCCACAGGCAAAUCCACUUUGGCCCAAUAUUACAUUGCAGGAGCAUCUUGAAAUUUAUGGUGCUAUCAAGGGAAUGAGUGACAGUGACAUGAAAGAAGUCAUAAAAUGUAUUUCCAGUGCCUUUGACCUGAAGGAACAUCUACAGAAAAUGGCAAAGAAACUUGGAGCAGGAAUCAAACGAAAGUUAUGUUUUGCCUUAAGUAUGCUCGGUAACCCUCCCAUCGCUCUACUAGAUGAGCCUUCCACGGGUAUGGAUCCUAUAGAAAUACAGCAGAUGUGGAAAGCAAUUCGGACUGCCUUUAAAAAUAAAGAGCGAGCAGCCAUUCUGACAACCCAUUAUAUGGCAGAAGCAGAAGCUGUGUGUGACCGGGUGGCAAUCCUGGUGUCUGGAAAAUUAAGGUCUAUUGGAACAGUUCAGCAUCUCAAAAAUAAAUUUGGCAGAGAAUAUUUCUUGGAAAUGAAAUUAAAAGACAAUGCAGAUAUACAGCUGAAGGAGUGUCUUCAAAGGAAAAUUUUGCACAUCUUUCCAAAUGCAAGUUGCCAGAAAAGCUUUGCUUCAAUUUUAGCAUAUAAAAUUCCAAAGGAAGAUGUGCAAUCACUCUCAUGGACUUUUUCUAAACUGGAAGAAGCAAAACAUGCCUUCAAUAUUGAAGAGUACAGCUUCUCUCAAGCAACACUUGAACAGGUAUUUGUGGAACUUGUAAAAGAGCAAGAGGAGGAAGACAGCAAUUUCGGAACACUGAAUGGAACGAUUAGUUGGGAAAGAGCCAAAGGAGAACAAGUUGUUUUCUGAUUUCUUCUGCAGUAUAAAUUCAAAAGAUUGA